AUGAUUAAAACCACGACCUCGUUGCUUUCUGGCACCAACACCAAGAAAAACCUGGAAGAGCGAGCCAGCAAACUGCUGGAAAAAACCCUGGAUGCAUCUCAGCUCAACUCCUCCCAGGUGGCGCAACUGGUGUCGGAACUGGAGAAACUUCUAGACGCGCCGACCAUAUCGCGAAGUUUGGCCGAGAAAAUCAUCGGAAGUGUGAGCAACCUGAUGGACGGCCAUCCUUUUGCGCUUGCCGCAUCUUGCAACAGGCUUGUUAGCCUAGUGGAGGACUUGAGUCUCAAACUGCUGGUUGGAGACGUCCCUGCCAUUCUCUCGUCCGAUUCGCUGGUUCUGGCUGUCCGCAAAGUGGACGGGAACGAUUUUCCAGAGAUGUCGCUUAAUAUCUUCGACACUGACGAUGUUCAGAUGAACGGUCCCAUCAGCGCUAGGAAGUGGGAUUCUAGCAUGGCUUCUGUCUAUCUGCCAUCCUCUAUAACGGAGGGCAUGAGCGACGAACAGAAAAAGCAGAUCGACAGGGUCCAGUUCACCUUCUAUACAAAACCUGUCCUCUUCCAGGACCGAACUAUGACCAAUCAAACUGCAGUCAGUCCCGUGCUAGCGUCCAGCGUUAGCAACAUGUCGAUAAGCAACCUGAGCGACAACAUUCGCUUUACCAUACGGAAUAUUUGACCGUCACAGGCAAACCAUGAGGCGGUUUGUGUCUUUUGGGACUUUGACGUGAACGUGGGUGCAGGUGGUUGGAGCUCAGACGGCUGCUUUGUGGUGAGCGCCACCUGGUGGGGGACUACAUGUAGCUGCAACCACCUCACUUCUUUUGCCAUACUACUGGACCUCUCCAGAGGCGGGAUUAACAACUACCGCCAGGCCCAGAUUCUCACCUUCGUCACAUACAUCGGCUGCGGACUUUCCUCCAUUUUCCUAGCCGCUACCUUGCUGACAUACCUUUCAUUUGCGAAGUUACUUCGUGACAUUCCCGCCAAAAUCCUGGUCCAGCUCUGCUUCUCGCUCCUCCUCCUCAACCUAGCGUAUCUCCUCAACGGUUGGCUAGCUCGAUACCCGGCCCGCGGACUUUGCAUCAGCACAGCCUUCUUCCUGCACUACUUUCUGCUUACGUCCUUCACGUGGGCGGGGCUCGAAGCCCUGCACAUGUACUUGAGCAUCGUACGGGUGUUCACGCCGUACCUCAGCAGAUACAUGCUAAAAUUCUCACUAAUCGGCUGGGGGGCUCCGGUUGUGGUGGUGGUUAUCGUUAUCUCGGUGGACAAAGACAACUACGGUCUGGUUUCUUAUGGACGAUACGCGGACGGCGCUUCAGGUGACUUCUGCUGGCUACGUAGCGACGUAGCAUUCUACGUGGGUGUCGUAGCCUACUUCCUGGCGGUGUUCUUUUCGUGCCUGCUGGUCUUCGUCGUGGUCAUGGCGCAGCUGUGGCGCAUCAAGAAGCAGAACCCACAUAACCAGUCGCCUCAACGCGGACUGGUGGCCGACUUAAGAAGCGUCGCUGGGCUAGUGGCGCUGCUUGGACUAGCGUGGGGAUUCGCGCUGUUCGCGUGGGGGCCGCUCCACUUGCCUUUUGUGUACCUCUUCACCGUUUUCAACUCACUGCAAGGUUUUUUUGUCUUUGUUUUCCACUGUGCCUGCAAGGAGAACGUCCGCAGGCAGUGGAGAACGUACUUGUGCUGCGGGAAUUUGAGAUUGGCUGAAAAUUCAGAAUGGAGUCGUACAGCCACUCGGGAGAACCGCAACUUCUCCGCGGUGACAUCGGCCCGCCAGCUUGCUUCUCGGAGUUCCUCGCUUAUCAGCAACAGCACCAAUAGUAGCAGUUCAGUUUUUGCUGAUAGCGGAAUGUCGGAAGGUUCUGGCAGCGACGUGAUCCUCAACGAGAUUCACAGACAGACUACCGAAAUUUUCGAUGCUUCCACUCAAUAG
Molecule: messenger RNA, 1935 nt
Organism: Nerophis lumbriciformis (worm pipefish)
Lineage: Eukaryota; Metazoa; Chordata; Actinopteri; Syngnathiformes; Syngnathidae
Source: RefSeq, a predicted model, not a curated record